This is a messenger RNA of Diospyros lotus (date-plum), 837 nucleotides long. Its product is annotated as glycine-rich protein DC9.1-like. The coding region runs from base 163 to 582 and encodes 139 amino acids. The transcript is spliced from 2 exons. The record is from RefSeq and is a predicted model, not a curated record. NCBI's taxonomy places the organism in Eukaryota, Viridiplantae, Streptophyta, Magnoliopsida, Ericales, Ebenaceae.
UAUGAGAAUUCUAGGGACGUUACCCACUAUAAAAUAUUCCCUUCUAAGAGAUAUCAGCAAAGAUACAUGUACUCCCAAAGGAAAGUGAGGGCUCAGAUAUAGAAGAACAAAGAAAGGGGCAUAACAGGACAAAGCACCGGAACGAAUCUGCGUGGGAUUACGAUGAAGGAAGCAAGAAUGGGCUCUGUGGAAUUCAUAUUGAUUUUCUUCAUGCUUUCCUUCCACUUCUAUUCUCCUCUUUCUAUGGCAGAGAGCUCGCCGUCAGCAGCAGCUCAUUUGAAGGAAGACACUAGCUCUACUCGUGGCAGCGGAAAUGGAUUAGGCCACCGGAGAAGUAUGGCAAUCACCACUUUUAGUGCCAAAGGAGGCCGACCCAUCGGCACCGGCGGGCCUAGGGAAGGAAAUCACCGUACGCCAAGCACAGGAGGCGCCGCCGUGAUUCCCUUUUAUGCAGCGGGGGCUGCCGGCGGCCACCACGGCAGCCACCAUGGGGCUGCAGGCAGCUGCAGACACAGCUACCUUGCACUCCUCACCUUGUGUGCAGUGGUCUUGGCAUCGUUUCUCUUACAAGUAGUUCUGUGACUAGUAACCAAGCUACCGUGAACUCAAUAUGUAUAUUGGCAUUCAUAGGAUAGUAAGUAUAGUUUAGCCAGCACCAGUCCGUCCUUUAUUUUAUUUUUGUUUUUUGUUUCUUUCUUUUUUGUGUGCACGGUAAUGUAUAUUGUCGGUUGUCUUUAUUUUGUGCAUGUGUUGUUGUGUUACAGACAAAAAUUCAUUAAAAACACAAAAAAUACCUAAAAGUCUAAAAUAAUAUUUUGAGCUAAAAAUGUAUAAAUU